Messenger RNA from Chenopodium quinoa (quinoa), 1759 nucleotides. RefSeq lists its product as uncharacterized. NCBI's taxonomy places the organism in Eukaryota, Viridiplantae, Streptophyta, Magnoliopsida, Caryophyllales, Amaranthaceae. The record is from RefSeq and is a predicted model, not a curated record. Bases 468 to 1520 code for a protein of 350 amino acids. The transcript is spliced from 5 exons.
AAGGGGCUGCGUUUAUGGUGGUUUCGAGGGUGGGGGUGAUUUUAAGGGUUGGGGUUGGUGUUAUUGGUGGAAUCGGGAGUUGGGGGAGGGGAUGGGGAUGGUUAUAGUUGGUUUUGGGUUUUAUGGUGGCGGUUUCAAGGCUGGGAUUGUGGCUAUUCCUGGUUUAGGGGGUGGGGAGAGGGAGUUGGGGCCGGUUUUAAGGGGGUGGGGCGGUUUCAGGGGGAGGUUUUGAUUUUUUUUUUUAUUGAUUUUUUCUUUAAUUUUUUAGACCACUUACGACUUGACACGUGUCAAGUGACCUUAAAUAUUAGGUUAUUGACUUUUGUUGACCAAUUUGGAAUUGUUAGAAAAAAAUGCAGGUGACUUUUAUAUCUCUGAUCAAUUUGGCGCCACGUUGCCAUGAAACACAGGAAUCAAACCAAUAACCAUUCUCUCUCUUCUUCAUCACAACUUUCAGUACCUUGAAGAUGACAACAAUGGCUUCGUCAACAGCCACUCCACUUCGAGCUCUUCUGUUCCACACCUCUCAACCACCUCCUAAACCUUCCAUUUCUCGACGCUUUUCUCUCUGUCAUCAUCAUCAUAUUCCACUCAUAAUCCCCCAAAAAACUACCCUUAAUUUUCCGCCAAAUCGCCAUUUUCAACUCACAAUUCCUUGUUAUGCAACUCGAAGCUCGUCGAAUAGAAAGAAUUCUGGGUUAGUAAGUGUAGAAGUUGAAGAUGAAUCUGAAUCUGAAUCUUUUCGUAGAAAAUUAACACAAGCAGUGUUGUGGGUUAUGGAAGGGGUCUACAUUGUUUGGCUCUUUUUGCUUCCUUUUGCACCUGGUGAUCCUGUAUGGGCUAUCAGUUCUGACACUAUCAAUGCUCUUGUGGGCCUUUCUUUAAAUUUCUUCUUUAUCUUGCCAAUGACAAAUGCUGUUGGUAUUCAUGCUAUAGAAGCCCCAGUUCUUCACCCAAUGUCUGAAGGGCUCUUCAACUUUGUUGUGGCAUGGACCUUCAUGUUUGCUCCUCUACUAUACACUGAUUUUAAGAACAGUAGGUACAAGGGAUCCCUGGAUGCGUUAUGGGGCCUUCAGAUGUUUCUGACAAACACAUUCUUGAUACCCUACAUGGCUAUCAGACUAAAUGGAGCUGAUGUAAGUGACUACCCAAGAAAGCCCUCUCAACUGGGUACUGUGAUGAUCAAAGGUGCUCCAGUAGUUGGUUUGAUUGGUGGUGCUGUGUGUGCAAUAUCCAUUCUGUGGGCUCUAUAUGGAAGAAUGGAUGGUGAUUUUGGAAAUUUAUAUGAAAGGUGGAAUUUCUUGUUGAGCUAUCUGGGAUCCGAGAGGCUCGCUUAUGCUUUUAUCUGGGAUAUUGUUCUUUAUAUGAUCUUUCAGCCUUGGUUGAUUGGUGAAAACCUACCAAAUGUUGCGGAAGACAGACUUAUGUUUGUAAAAUACGCUAGAUACAUACCGGUACUUGGCUUGCUUGCUUAUCUUCUUUGUCUGAAAAGAGAGGUAGUUGAAGAGCUGCUUGAAUGAUUGAUUAGGAGAAUAACUCAAGAUGAGAGUUUAGAUUCUUGAGUUUUCCUCUAUACAUUUUGUAGUUAACUCCGAUGUAAUAAGUAAUCAAUGAUAUUCAUGAUCCUUGAGAAUCGCUAAUCAUACAUUUCAUUUUUAUUUUUUUUAUUUUUUGUAACCUUCUAAUUCCCCUGUACCCUCACAUUGACUGUAUAACAGUAUUGAGAGAUUGAUGGAAGACUUCUUGGUGCAUCCCUACA